GCAGUUGCCAUGGUUAACCGGCAGAUUUGACAGCCGGCACGGAGACAGUGGGAGGUUAGACGGAGCUGAGAAGACAGGAUCGGAGAUAUCAAGUUCUUAUUGUGACCUUGAAGAUGGCCAAGGACAAACACAGCAGCAGUCUUCAUUUGCUGGAUCUACCCUGGGAAGAUGUGUUAGUCCCACAUAUCCUUUCGUAUUUACCAUUAAGACACAUUCUCAGCCUCCAAAGGGUUAGCAAACCUUUCCAGUCUCUAGUGCACCUCCAUCUGGCCAAUUGCCGUUCGUUUGACUCCACUCAGCUUGGAUCACAAUUACCCAAGAGAGCUUUUUGUAAUAUGCUUAAAGAUAAUUCAGUUUUGCAGAGACUUGACUUACGGAGCUGCUCUGAUUGGUUAACAGACAAGGAGCUGCUUCCUAUAAUUGGUCAGAAUCACCAUCUCCUUCACAUCAAUUUAAAUAGCUGUGUGCAGCUGAGCCGCCAGUCACUAGUUGCAAUCUCCCUAAGUUGCCCUCACUUACAGAACAUAUGCCUCGGUCACUGUGAGUGGGUGGAUUGUCUUUCCCUCCGUAGCCUGGCCGAUCACUGUAAAAACUUGGAGGCUGUGGAUCUGACUGCAUGUCGGCAAGUCAAAGAUGAUGCCGUGUGCUACAUGGUGUCAAAAAGCAAAAGACUAAAAUCACUCUCACUGGCUGUUAAUGCAAACAUCGGUGACGUUGCUGUAGAAGAAACGGCUAAAAGCUGUCGAGAUUUAGAGCAUCUCGAUUUAACAGGAUGUCUGCGUGUGAAGAAUGAAUCAAUAAGAACUCUUGCUGAAUACUGCAGCAAACUGAAAUCCCUAAAAGUAAAGCACUGCCACAACGUGACCGAGUCCAGCUUAGGAAUCCUGAGGAAGAGAGAAGUAGAUUUAGACGUGGAACCCCCUUUACAACGUGCGUUGGUUCUGCUGCAGGACGUUGUUGGUUUUGCACCAUUUAUUAAUCUGCAAAUCUAGCAAGCUGCAAGACAGCGAGCAAACAUCCCUUAGACUUUUUUUUUUCUGCUCUUAUGAUUUGCUUCAUAAACGCUGGCAAUAAGAAAGCCAUCAUGCCCUGAAACACUGCCAGGAUGGCACACCGACUGUAGCUGGACUUUACAGUUAGCAGUAAACUUUUAAAGAUGUUAUGAGGACGAAGAACAUUACUUUGUGCUAGAGGCGGUGGAGAUUUACUGCUCUAAUUCAACAGGAGGUUGGAUCGUGAUUAUUAGCGCAAAGCGCAUUGUGGUUUUUUGAUUUGUAGACAUUUUACAGGAGAAACAUUCGAUCAUCAGGCUAGACCUGUAGGCUAUGCUUAUUUAUUAAUGUAGAAGAGACUUCUGCAUGCCCCAUCAAACAGUAGAGAUGUUCACAAACAGACACACAGCUUGGUUUUUGUACAGACUAGAAUUACAGAACAGCUUUGGUUAUGACCAAUCUCUUGUAAAUGUGUCUAAAAUGUAUUAUGAUUUUCAAAUGCUUUGCUGAAAGUGUUCUGUGGUUAGACAUCUCAAUAAAUGAAGUUGAUGUAGUGUU
Pelobates fuscus (common spadefoot toad) is the source of this 1550-nucleotide messenger RNA. RefSeq names its product F-box and leucine rich repeat protein 15 (gene FBXL15). NCBI's taxonomy places the organism in Eukaryota, Metazoa, Chordata, Amphibia, Anura, Pelobatidae. Gene Ontology annotation, biological process: SCF-dependent proteasomal ubiquitin-dependent protein catabolic process. Gene Ontology annotation, molecular function: protein binding. Bases 114 to 992 code for a protein of 292 amino acids. Gene Ontology annotation, cellular component: SCF ubiquitin ligase complex. The transcript is spliced from 5 exons. The record is from RefSeq and is a predicted model, not a curated record.